GGGGCCGCCGCCGGGCGAGCGGGACGCAGGAAGAUGGCGGCGGGAGGCGGCGGCGGCGGCCCCGGGCCCGGAGCGGGCCCCGGCGGGGCUGGAGGAGGAGGAGGCGGCGGCGGCGGCGGCCCCGGUGCGCGGAGGGGGAGCGCGUCCCGCGAUGCGGAAGCGGAGGUUUGGAGCCGGCGGGUGCGGGACGUGGUGAGCGCGUCCCCCGCCAACCGGCGCUGCUUCGAGUGCGGGCAGCGCGGCGUCACCUACGUGGACAUCACCGUGGGCAGCCUCGUGUGCACCGGCUGCUCCGGCGCGCUGCGGGGGCUGAACCCCCCCCACCGCGUCAAGUCCAUUUCCAUGACGACCUUCACGGAGGCCGAGGUCCUGUUCCUGCAAGCCCACGGGAACGAGGCCUGCCGCCGGGUCUGGCUCGGCACCUUCGACCCCCGCACGUCGGCGCGUCCCGACGCCCGCGACCCCCAGCGGCUGAAGGAGUUCCUGCAGGACAAGUACGAGAAGAAGCGUUGGUACGUGGCACCGGAGCCCCCCAAGCCCCCCCAAAGCGCCGCGGUUCCCAGCCAGCCGCUCCUCGGGGACGUGGGGACGCUGCUGCAGCCCCGUCCGGCCCCCCAGCGCCCCCCCCAGCCACCCCGGAAAGCCAGCACCGACCUGUUGGCUGAUAUCGGGGGGGACCCCUUCGCCACCCCACAACCAGCACCCACUUUCGCUGCCUUCCCCAACGUCGAUGCCUUCGGAGCCGGCCCCGGAGCACCCGCACUUGGGGGGGCUGCCCCCCCAUUCCACGCAGCCACAGGGGGCGCUGCCGCACGGGGCGGGGCCACCCCUGCCCCGCCCACAGGGGGCGGAGCUUCGGCCAGCCUCUUUGGGACCCUGCGCCCCCCCCCGCCGCCCUAUGGGGGUUACAGCAACCCCUUUGUGGCCGCCCCCCGGCCCUGCACCAACCCCUUCCAGAGCAACGGUGCUGCUUUCGCCACCCCCCCGGUGCCCAGCGCGUUCCCCCCCCCCUUCCAGGCUGAUGGUUCACCCUUCGGUGGCUUCAACGGCGCCAAAGCCUCAACCAACCCCUUCGUGACGGUCCCGGCUGCCCCCUUUGGCAUCAAGCACCCGGCCACCAACCCGUUCCUAUAGCUGCUGCUGCGCUGGGGGGGGCACAGGGACACCCCCCCCCCAUCCAGGACCAGGUUCUAUUUUUAUGACAGAUGUAUCGCGAUAUCUAAUAUAUAUUCGAUAUAAACCGC
Strigops habroptila (Kakapo) is the source of this 1244-nucleotide messenger RNA. RefSeq names its product ArfGAP with FG repeats 2 (gene AGFG2). Gene Ontology annotation, molecular function: GTPase activator activity. The record is from RefSeq and is a predicted model, not a curated record. Bases 34 to 1134 code for a protein of 366 amino acids. Lineage: Eukaryota; Metazoa; Chordata; Aves; Psittaciformes; Psittacidae. The transcript is spliced from 11 exons.